UCCACCACCAUCAGACAACAUUUAAUUUCAUGAAUCGAAAAUUUUUAAUUACGAAGUCGCAAUUGGUCUCUGUACGCUAUAAUUUGACCGGAGACGGGAGACCCACCAUCGAGCCGCCACGUCGACAGAGACUACAAAAUGGUGUCAGCAGUUUUCAUUUCCGAAUCGAGAGAGAGAGACAGAGCAGAGGGAGAGGUUUUCGAAUCAAGGAUUGGGGGAAAAUGGGGAUUCCGUCAGAGUCGAGGGACUUGUAUGCAAGCCGCAAGAGCUCUCUGCUCAUCCAAUCACCACAGGUCCAGGAUGAUGCCAAGAUGCUUCGCUCAAAGAUGUGCACCCAAGAAGGUGUACGUGCUGGAACUAAGGCUGCUGCAAUUGCCUGUGUCGCCAGCGCCAUUCCCACUUUGAUAGUUAGUCGAAAGGUUCCUUGGGCGAAGGCGAAUAUCAACCAUACUGGACAGGCACUCAUUAUAUCUGCUGCAUCGAUAGCUGCCUGCAUAUUUCAUCACGGCAGACAAGACUAUCUUGGAAUGCGCAAGGAGAAAUACACACUACAAACCAUCAUAAGAGAAAACGGAGUUGGGGCUGUCUUAGUUUAAUUUGUGCUCCAGAUGUUUGUACUACUCCUGAUCUGUUUGUAUGCUGCUUUCCAAUUUUGACAUUAAUCUUUUUUUAGAGGCAACUUUAAAAAAUGUUUCUGGACAAUGGAAUUUACAUAUUUUCGAUCUCAUAAAAAAUAAAGAGUGAACUGCACCAAAUGACCCUAA
Salvia splendens (bonfire salvia) is the source of this 764-nucleotide messenger RNA. RefSeq lists its product as uncharacterized. The transcript has 4 exons. The record is from RefSeq and is a predicted model, not a curated record. Lineage: Eukaryota; Viridiplantae; Streptophyta; Magnoliopsida; Lamiales; Lamiaceae. Bases 30 to 596 code for a protein of 188 amino acids.